This is a messenger RNA of Zingiber officinale, 1999 nucleotides long. RefSeq names its product probable mediator of RNA polymerase II transcription subunit 26b. Bases 384 to 1763 code for a protein of 459 amino acids. The record is from RefSeq and is a predicted model, not a curated record. NCBI's taxonomy places the organism in Eukaryota, Viridiplantae, Streptophyta, Magnoliopsida, Zingiberales, Zingiberaceae. Gene Ontology annotation, cellular component: nucleus. The transcript has 10 exons.
ACGAGUCCGAUCGAAAUCUACGAUCGCGAUCCUGGGCGAUGCGAGUAUUCGUAACCGUCUUGCGUAUUUAGAUCGAUCAAAAACACGGUUUUUGUUAUUUUAAUCUGCAAUUUUGUUUUAAAGGAGGAAGGCAAGCAAGGAUUAGGUCCUUUCCCUUCCUCCAAUCCCCCUCUCGCUUUCCUCCUAUUUGCGGGCGAGAAAAGGGAAAUCAUUAUUGCGGUUUAAGGCGAGGAAGAACAUUGAACCAAAAGAAAUCGCUCCGGUCGGCAGAGCAUUCGUCGAUCGUGAUUUGAUCUUUCCUCCGGUUUGGUUCCUGUUUACGUUCAUCGAUCGUGAUUUCUCCCUGCGUGGUUCGCUCGCUGGCGCCGGCGCCCCUUUCCUCCAUGUCGGGAUCGCUCGAGUACUGGCGCAAGUUCUUCCGCAGCUGCGAGGGCGAUAUCUUCGAGGUGGUGGAGCACGCCGUCAUGGUGGCGGCGUCGGACUACCCCGACGAGUUCCGGAGCCGAAGGGAUCAGUUGGCGGAGAAACUCUUCACCGCCCUGCUGCCGCCCCGGUGCUUCGGUUGCGGAGACGCUGCCGGCGGGGAGGAAGGCGACGACAGCGUAAAGAUGGAUGAUGUGGGAAAACAAACCAACAACGACGACGACAACGGGCCCGAGGACCUGAACAGGAUCGUCAGCAACUACAGCUACGACGAGGCAGAGGCGCUCACGGAGGAGAUCGAAGAGGCCAACGAGAUAGUCACGGAGGUCUCUAGGAUAAAGGAGAUCCUUGUCAACUAUCAAGAUGAGUCUGAUAAUGUGUUGUUCGAAUCCUUGAGGAGGUUGCAGCUGAUGGAGCUUUCUGUAGAAGUACUUAUGGCGACAGCGAUUGGGAGGGCAGUAAGUGGUGUUCGAAAACACAACUCGAAGCAAGUUCGCCAUCUUGCACGAACACUUAUUGACGGUUGGAAGCUUUUGGCUGAUGAAUGGGCAAGUGCUACAGCUAACAUUCCAGAUAAUUCUCCGGAUUCAAUAAAUCUUCCUAUGGAAGAUGAGGAAGGUCUCCCUUUCCCUCCAUUAGAUGAGGGAGCUCUAUUAGCAACCCAAACAGCUCCUAUGCAUCUGUCUGAGUUCUUUGAUGAAAUGGAUGAGGAUGGAAAUUUCAGAAAUAUGGAUGUUUUCAAAGGGAAGAGGGAAAAUGAUCGAAACAUACAAAUCAAAGAUCCGGAGCAGAAACAGCAGCCCCCAAAGCAAGCAACCGUCUUCAAAGAUAAAGGAGAGACAAGGCGGCAAGCACAAGCAGUUACAACCGAGUUAAAGGAAGAUUCAAGCAGGCAAGAACCACGACGUUUAUCUAUUCCUGAAGCUAAAGGAGGAGUGAAGCAGCAACAAUCGGUCGUCAAACAAGUUCGAGAAACAUUUACUAGCCAGGCAAAGCAAAAAAUGGCUGUUUCUGGCCCUGGUAGACUGUCAAAGCUGGUCCCUGAGCAAAAAGCUGGCACUGAGUCGAAACAGAUUCAUGGCAAUUCCACACUUCGCAGGAAGUCGUCCUCUGUUGCUCCGCAAGACAAAACAAAGAACUCUGAGGAUGCUCAGAUACGAGCAAAGCUAGAAAUCGCGAAGAGGAAGCUUCAAGAAGGCUACCAGCAAGCAGAAAAUGCGAAAAAACAACGAACGAUACAAGUAAUGGAGCUGCACGAUCUACCAAAAAAGGUAGUCAGUAAGCCACCAUUCGCGAAAUCCAGAAACCAAGUCAGGAGUUGGGCAAAUGGUCGGCGCUAGUGACUAACUUACUGCCAUGACUCUUCUGUGUUCGUCACAGCAAAAUUAUCUGCAGGUGUCGACCGACUCCAAUGCUCGAGCUCAACAGACAAAAAAAUGAAUAUUUAUUUCCCUUCGAUUUAUAUUUUGUUAUGAUGGAGUCUCUAAAACACUGAGAUGAGAAGGUGAUCCAAUGGUUCAUAAAGUCAUUGCUAAGAAACAAAACUUGGAAAGUAUACAUGUCUUCAAAUGCUUCA